AUGGGUUUCUUGAGAGUUACACUCGUUGGAUUUUUCAUGGGGAAAGUUUAUUUGCUUCGGUUUCUAGAGAUAAUGAAUCAAGUGACUCUAGUUCGGGAGAUGAAAUUCAAGAAAUGUUGCAUGAUGCAUUUGGGAUUCCCCCUCCAAGUCCAGUUUGUGGAAUGAGUAGUGACGAACCUGAAAGGGAUAAUAGAGAAGGGCUAGAUCAGGUGAAUGAAAGUUUUUUAAAAUUGUCGAGUGAAGUUGAAUGA
Messenger RNA from Ilex paraguariensis (yerba mate), 251 nucleotides. The record is from the annotation of a GenBank genome assembly. Lineage: Eukaryota; Viridiplantae; Streptophyta; Magnoliopsida; Aquifoliales; Aquifoliaceae.